AUGGGUCUUGAAAUGUUCUCGCUUCACAAUAAGGUGAUGAACGGAAUGGAGGGACGAAUGCGCGAAUCGAAUAUUCGAAUUUUGAUUGGACUUGGCGUCGCUUUGGUGUAUUUGCUCAUUGGCGCCAUUGUUUUUGUGAGAAUCGAGUACCCGCUGGAAAAGAUUGAACGAGAAGCUUAUUGGGAAUAUCAGAAUCAAUGGCGCGAGCGGCUCAUUCAACUCAACAUUGACGAGACUGAAAUUGACAAAUUGUUCUCGAAUAUUCGUGACGCGGCGAGGAAUGGAAUUUGGAUGGAUCGAAAUGUGACGUCGGAUCCGAAUUGGAGUUUUGGGCAGGCGUUCUUCUUUGCGGGAACCCUCAUAAGUACAGUAGGUUACGGUAGGGUCUCGCCGCGAACCGAACACGGAAAAUUGUUCACAAUCAUUUAUUGCAUUAUUGGAAUCCCGCUGACGUUGGCGCUUCUCUCGGCGAUCGUCGCCCGAAUGCGUGAGCCGUCGAAUAAAUUACGUGGAGUUUUGAAUCGAAAAUUCGGCCAUUUGUUCACAUUGAGCCAUAUUCAGAUCAUCCAUGUUGGAAUUGUGCUCGCCGCGCUUCUCAUUUUCGUGUUCGCCAUCCCUGCGUGGAUAUUCUCGUCGAUUGAAGAUGAUUGGACGUACCUUGACGCGUUCUAUUAUUGCUUCGUCUCGCUAACCACCAUCGGAUUAGGCGAUUACGAGCCUGGCGACAAUCCGGAUCAGCCAUUGCGCGGCUUCUACAAGAUCAUGGCUACCGUAUACCUGAUGGGCGGCUUAUGCUGCAUGAUGUUGUUCUUGGCGACGCUUUACGAUGUGCCGCAGUUCAAUUUGACAUCGUUUUUUGUGAAGACGGAUGAGGAGAUGAGGAUAAACGAUGAUGAUGGUAAAUAUUCGCACUUGGACGCGAAUAAUACAGUUGUCGAGAAUGGAUUUUACGGAACUGUUCAAUAA
Messenger RNA from Caenorhabditis bovis, 966 nucleotides. The record is from the annotation of a GenBank genome assembly. NCBI's taxonomy places the organism in Eukaryota, Metazoa, Nematoda, Chromadorea, Rhabditida, Rhabditidae.